Messenger RNA from Pelodiscus sinensis (Chinese soft-shelled turtle), 1718 nucleotides. It is a transcript of the gene TEKT2, whose product is annotated as tektin 2. Gene Ontology annotation, cellular component: nucleus; microtubule cytoskeleton. Gene Ontology annotation, biological process: cilium assembly; cilium movement involved in cell motility. Lineage: Eukaryota; Metazoa; Chordata; Testudines; Trionychidae. The record is from RefSeq and is a predicted model, not a curated record.
AAAAAAAAAAAAAAACACCCUCAGCCCUGGCCAGCAGAAACUCCAGGGUCAAGGAAGGAAGGUGAUGGAUGGGGUGCCCUCGCGUCUUUGUGACCUAGCGGCUUCGCGCCCAUCCAGGCUGAGCAUCGUGCGGGAGGGGCUGCACCUCUGUGUAGAAGAGAACGGCGACAAUCCUGUUCUGCAUCUGCAAAAUAAGCGCAGCCUCAGUGAGCUGCUGACAUGGCCACGCUAAGUGUGAAGCCCGGACAGAGAUUUACAGUACCAGACUGGCACACCAAUGCCAACCUCAUCUCUACCAAUGCUGAGCGUCAGCGUUCUGCUUCCCAUCAGAUCAGGCAGGAAGCCAGAGUUCUCCGUAAUGAAACCAACAACCAGACGCAUUGGGACGAGCAUGACAACCGAACGCGACUCGCCGAGCGCAUCGACAGCGUGAACCGAUGGAAGGAGACCUUGGACAAAUGCCUCACCGACACAGACACCGAAAUCGAUGCCUUAAUCAAAAUGAAGGAGGCCGCAGAACGUGCGCUGCAGGCCAAGAACUUGCCCUUGGAUGUGGCCAUCGAGUGCUUGACGCUUCGGGAGAGCCGCCGAGCCAUUGACGUGGUGAAGGACCCGGUGGAGGACGAGCUGCACAAGGAGGUGGAGGUGAUCGAUGGAGCCAAGAGAGACCUGCAGCAGAAAGUGAGCGAGGCCUUCGAGCAGCUCUGCCUCUUGCAGGAAGCCCGUCAGCAGCUCAACUUCGAUCACCGGGGUAAAAUGGAAGCCCUGGAGAUAGACCGGGUCUGCUCCUCCCUCAACGUCAACUCACCCAACAUCUCGUUCAAGGUCAAUCCAACCCGGGUCCCAGUCGGAUCGACCACGCCGCAGCAGUGGGACCAGUACAGCCAGUACAACAAGGACCGAGCGGAGGCAGAAAUGAAAGCCUCCACGGAGCUGCGGGAAGCCAUCGCGCUCACCAUUGCCCAGACAAACAACGAGCUGGAAGCUCAGCGAGUGGCCACCGAGUUCGCCUUACGGAAGAGGAUCCGGGAGUUUGAAAAAGCUUAUGACGAGCUGAAGUGGCAGGAGAAGAACACCUUGGAGGAAAUUGCUGAGAUGGAAGAGGAUAUCCGACGCCUGGAGGAAGAUCUCAGGAAGAAGAUGUGGGAUCUGAAACUCGCACACACUCGCCUGGAGACCCGGACGUACCGCCCCAACAUGGAGCUGUGCCGGGAUCAGGUGCAGUAUGGGUUAACUGACGAGGUCCACCAGCUGGAAGGCACCAUCGCUGCCCUGAAGCAGAAACUUGCACAGUCACAGGAUGCCCUAGACGCGCUCUACAAACACCUGUACCGCAUCCAAACUGAUAUGAGCUACAAAGCCAACUCCCUGCUGCUGGACAACAAGUGCAUGGACAGCAGGAGAAAACUCACAGUCCCCGCGGAGAAAUUUGUGCCGGAGAUUGACACCUUCAACCGCACCACUAACCGGACCCUCUCGCCCCUGAAGAGCAGGCAGCUGGAGCUAGCGUAAGCCUCUGGGCAGCAGAGCCGCGCCGAAGAUAAAACUCCUAGUGAGUCAGUUCCGUAGCAAGGGAAGCCGACAUCUGUGUUGUGUUAGAUCAAUGUUAUUCUCCUGCCCCCGAAGUUGUUUUAUAACUGUCUGUCCCCUUGCAGGAUUUUUAUAGCUUCUUGCACUUCAAGGAGCAUUAUAAACAAUAAAGUCUGUCCCCACCAGCA